AUGACCGUCACAGAUAUGCGGCCAGUCACCGAAUAUUUUCUUUGUGUCAUCGCAACGCCAAUCUUGAGCGAAUUUCCCCUAACCAUCCUCGAACUUGUCGAUGAGAAGGACGGAACAGCGCCUACGAACGAAAGAAUUCUUGACCAAAAAUUCCCACAGCACGGAAAAAGCACCAGCAAUCCAUUUGACCUCGGCUCGCCACAAAAUGGCCACAACGAACUCUCUGGCGUGGAUGCAAGACGGCAGAGAAACAAGAUCUAUGGGGUCAUGUUGGCCACUGUCACGAUACCUCUCCUCUACAUGCUGUGGCAGGUGAUCUCGUUCACCAGCAGAAUGCAGAUUAGCAAGCAAGAGACUUUGCUGUUCCAAUGCUUCUACUGGACUUUGACUCUGGCAACAGCUUCUCGUCUUACAUACGCGCUCAGUGCCUGCGCAAGAUUCUACGUCUACGUCUUUCGUCCUUUCUGGCUACCUAAAGGAACGCCGCUCAGAGUACAGGCGUUUCGAACAUGCGGCGCGGCUUUGUCUUUGAUGAUUUCGUUGAUGGGGAUUGUUGUUGUUGGCUUCCUGGUCAAGGUCUUGGUGUAUGACAACUUGGUGAAGCUGGCUGGCGAUCUUUUUGGCAAGAUAGUUUGA
Molecule: messenger RNA, 636 nt
Organism: Fonsecaea multimorphosa CBS 102226
Lineage: Eukaryota; Fungi; Ascomycota; Eurotiomycetes; Chaetothyriales; Herpotrichiellaceae
Exons: 1
Coding region: 1-636 (211 amino acids)
Source: RefSeq, a predicted model, not a curated record